This is a messenger RNA of Triplophysa dalaica, 962 nucleotides long. RefSeq lists its product as uncharacterized. The record is from RefSeq and is a predicted model, not a curated record. The coding region runs from base 216 to 686 and encodes 156 amino acids. Lineage: Eukaryota; Metazoa; Chordata; Actinopteri; Cypriniformes; Nemacheilidae. The transcript is spliced from 4 exons.
GGUUUCCCACGAGGUCCGCAACCGGAGAAGUCUCGUGUGGAUGUGAAAAGACACCCGGGCUUGGAGGAGAACGGAAGUAAAUCCCACGGAAAACUGUCGCUCGACGACAUCCUUCCUGUGAAAGACGAACAAUGUCAAAGUGAAACGAAAGAAGUGAGAAGUGAUGAAAAGGAAGUGAAGCUCGAACAAGUCGUCUUCAGCACUUCUGACACAAAAUGCCUGGGAUCAAAACACUGCUUCUAGAUGCACUUCAGGAUCUGACAGAGCCUGUCUUGAAAGACUUCAGAUGGCGUCUGAGCAACAGCAUGGAUUCAGGCAUUCCGCCAAUACCUGUAAGCAAGCUUGAGAACACUAGCCGCUAUGAUAUUGUGGAUGUCAUGGUGCAGCGGUAUGGUGCUUCAGAUGCUGGGACGAUUGCUGUCAAAGUUCUAAACUUAAUGCGACAGAACGAACUGGCCAGUAAACUAACUGGGAAUCUCCAGAGAGUGUCUUCAGACUCAGAAGAAGCUGGUGCUGGUGCCGGUGCCGGUGCUGGUGCUGGUGCCGGUUCCGGGGCUGGAGCGACAUCUGGUGCUGGUGUUCAGACUUCAGGGGUUUCAGUUAAUAUACAGUCCUCCAAUGGAGCGAGUGUCAAAGCCCCAGUCCUUCAUGGUGGUGUUUUUAAUGGCCCAGUAACAUUUAAUUAAAUCUAUCUAUCUAUCUAUCUAUCUAUCUAUCUAUCUAUCUAUCUAUCUAUCUAUCUAUCUAUCUAUCUAUCUAUCUAUCUAUCUAUCUAUCUAUCUAUCAAUCAUCACAGUGCUAGACACAAUCAUUAUUUAAUUUAAAUUAAUCAUUAAAUUUUAAUUUUUUUCUACUAAAUUUUGUUGCAGUACUGUUUUUAUAUAUUUUCUCAGGGACCGAAUGUUCUUUGUAACAUUUAUUUUACUGUACAGAUGCAAAUAAACAUCUUCUGAUGAACAUCA